Messenger RNA from Trichoderma reesei QM6a, 1083 nucleotides. RefSeq lists its product as uncharacterized. The record is from RefSeq and is a predicted model, not a curated record. Bases 1 to 1083 code for a protein of 360 amino acids. NCBI's taxonomy places the organism in Eukaryota, Fungi, Ascomycota, Sordariomycetes, Hypocreales, Hypocreaceae. The transcript has 3 exons.
AUGGGCCGCCGGGACGACGAGGACAAGCCCACGGGCCUCGAGGCGCUGCGCCGCCGCAGCUCCAGCAGCCGCACCAGCGCCAGCCUCAAUCGCAGAGUCAGCAGCCAGACCAGCGCCAGCGCCAGCACCCGCACCACCAGCAGCACCACCAGGCACAACAGCAUCGCCGGCUCCGAGACGCCGCCGCCGCUCAUGCGGUCCAGCCCCAGCGUCGGCUCCUCCAGCUACGCCUUCUCCGGCAGCAGCGUCAUGAGCCCCCUGCGCAGGGAGCUGGACCUCACCCGCGGCCAUGACGGCGACAUCUCCGCCGCCAAGCUGGACCUGGCCCACCGCCUCAGCAUGCUGGCCAAGCGCCUGACGUACGGCGACAGCAUGGAGGAGCUCGUUGCCCUCCACGGCCAGGUUGACCAGCUCGAGCAGGCCCUCGGCGGCGGCACCAGCCCCAGCAUCUUUGGGAGCCCGCCGCUGUCGCGGAAGCCUCGCCCGCUGAGCCUCGGGACUCCCGUCCGCAAGAACAGGGGCAGCGAUCUCGACGGCAGCGCCAUCUUCAGUUCGCCCUCGUCCUCGUUCCGCAACCGCUUCGCCGACCAGCUGUCCCCCACGCCCUCGGCUUCCAUGAUGCAUCGCCACGACGAGUCCGAGGAUGAGGAGCCCCCGCCACCCAAGAAGGGCAUGACUGCGGCGCAAUCCAACAGGGUCAUUGCCGAGCUGGUCAAGCUCAACGAGGAGCUGGAAACCACCGUCACCAAUCUCAAAGCCCGCCAGGAGGAAUCGGAUCACAUUCAUAAGUUGUUGGUGGACCGAGCUGAGCGUGCUGCCCAACGCAUCAUCUGGCUUCAGAACCGCAUCACUUAUCUGGAAGAGGAACUUACGGAAAACGAUACCGAACUGACGCAUCUCCGCGUCUGUCUCAAAGCAGUCGAGAUGCAGUUGCCGCCACACCCAGACAGAGAACUGCAGCGAUGCUUUGCCGUCUUCAAGGACGGCUACAGGGCCAUCAAGAAGAAGCGUGCUGCGCGAUCGAACAUGGUUAGCCACCUGGGUUACGACACGUCCAUAGCCGCCUCUUCGCCCGCGAGGUGA